This is a messenger RNA of Hydractinia symbiolongicarpus, 1918 nucleotides long. RefSeq names its product GPI mannosyltransferase 1-like. Gene Ontology annotation, molecular function: alpha-1,4-mannosyltransferase activity; GPI mannosyltransferase activity. The transcript is spliced from 5 exons. Gene Ontology annotation, biological process: GPI anchor biosynthetic process. NCBI's taxonomy places the organism in Eukaryota, Metazoa, Cnidaria, Hydrozoa, Anthoathecata, Hydractiniidae. Gene Ontology annotation, cellular component: glycosylphosphatidylinositol-mannosyltransferase I complex; membrane. The record is from RefSeq and is a predicted model, not a curated record. The coding region runs from base 568 to 1809 and encodes 413 amino acids.
UUUAGGCAGAUAUCUUGCGUAGGUACAUAUUCUGAAUCCUUUUUUAUAAAAAAGAGUUUAUUCCUCCAGAAGUUAUAACUAUUAUACUUUUUUUGUUUAACCUAAAUGUAAGUAAAGAGGUUUAAAACCUUCUUGAUCCAAGUCUUCAAUGAGGGACUCCUCCUAGCCUUUCCCAGGGAGAUAUGUUUCCUAGUAAGUCCGCAGAAGUUUGUUCAAAACAAAACGCAGGCUGGGUCUUCUCUUCAGUUUCAUGAAUGACCUUGUUGUCUACUCCAAAAAUAAUUAGAAGACAAACACAUUAAACGGCUUUAAAAAAGUAAGCACCCCAGUUUGAUUUUAGACAGCAUGUUAUCGACAAUGAGGCUGGAGGAAGUUGUACCUCUAAAUAAUAAAAUACAAACCAAUUGCAACGCCGCUUCUGUCGCACAUGCUUUAGAUGCACAGGUCUGGUUUGGCAUGUAGUAAGUCCAAUGUUGAAGAAUGAAUUGCCAUAAGGAAUAGUGUCCUUAACUUCGUGUCACAGUAGAUGGUAACAAAAGAAGUUCAUUAGUUUGCUGGCAGCUUAAAAUGACAUAUUAUUUUGUUAUUGCAUAUCUUGUACGUUUGGCAUUCAUUUGUUAUGGAACUUACCACGAUAAACUAAUGGAAGUCAAGUAUACAGAUGUAGAUUAUACUGUCUUUACAGAAGCUGCAGAAUAUAUCACAAAUGCAAAAUCACCAUAUUUAAAAGACACAUACAAGUACACGCCUUUAUUAGCCUACAUUCUUACUCCAAACAUAUAUGUACAUAUAUUAUUUGGUAAAUGGCUGUUUUGUACUGUAGAUAUUUUUGUUGCAUUCGUUCUAAAGUAUAUUUUGGAAAAGAAAAUGACAUGUAGCACAAGCUCUUCAAAUAUGUUGAUCAGUAUAUUUUGGUUGUACAAUCCUUUCACAAUAACAAUUUCAAGUCGAGGAAAUGCAGAGUCGUUACAGAUAUUUCUUGUGUUACUGACAUUGUUAUUUAUAAUGAGAGAGAAUAAUCUUUUAGCUGCAGUAUGUUUUGGAAGUUCUGUCCAUUUUAAGUUGUAUCCUGUUAUCUACACAUUACCAAUAUUACUGUAUAUCAGUAGACAAUAUGGGCGAACUUUGAAUACUGAUUCAACUAAAAGGGUAGUCAUAGAUUUCUUUUGUUGUAUUGUAAACAGACACACCGUUACUUUUGGAGUCAUUUCCUUGUUAACAUUUUGCGUUAUUGGAACAGCAAUGUAUACUAAGCAUGGUUUUGAAUUUAUUGAAAACACAUAUCUAUUCCACAUAAAGAGAAAAGAUUUUCAGCAUAAUUUUUCACCGUUUUUCUACAUCCUAAGAAUUUUUCAAGAUACUCCUUGGCUUAAUAUUGUGAAUCGAUUAGCUUUUAUACCACAAUUAAUUGCUGUUUUCUGGUUUGGAAUACGUUAUUACCAUGUGCUGCCAUUAGCUUGUUUUCUACAGACUUUUGCAUUUGUGUCAUUAAAUAAAGUCUGUACUUCACAAUAUUUUAUUUGGUACAUCAGCUUGCUUCCGUUAGCAUAUCCUUAUAUAAAGUUUCCAGUGAAGAAAGGUGUGACCAUGAUUGUGGCUUGGUUAGUCAGCCAGGCGAUUUGGCUCUGUUCUGCUUAUUUUUUGGAAUUUCGAAAAAUGAACAUUAUUCUGUAUGUUUGGUUAGCAUCCAUAUUAUUUUUAUGUACAAACAUUUGGCUCAUGUACCACUUCACAAAAUAUGCAGCUGUCGUCGAAAACUACAACUUAAAGCACGAGGUAAAGAAGAGGAAACCUCUCAAGUCAAGUUAGAAGAAUAUCUUAGAUUACCUUAUCGGUCGACGGACAAAAAUUAUUUGCCACCUAGAUAAAAUUUUGUAACUUUUGUCCAUUUCUUAAGAUUCAUGUUUUUGUUUUUUUA